GCUAUCAGUUACACACUCGUCGUCGCGGCCACUCAAUUCGUCCCAUGCUCGCCAACCUCUCGCAAGUUCUAAGUUCCGACCGUGCUAGCAAAGUCUCGCCGCGUGUCUUUCGCGCCGCGCCGUGUAUACCGAUUUGUUUCCUGUGAAAAGGCUCGAACGCCCGCCAAUUCGAUAUUCCGGUUGUGUCAGUGUGUUAGGAGUUAAUACCAUGGGUUAUUUGUACCAGGUUUUGUCGUUUGGUUUACUUUGGACAAUCGCUCACUCAGAACCUGAACCCCUUUAUCCACCUCUCGCACCCUUGGCAAAUCAAGCUGCUUACUAUCAGAGCCUUUACACCCCCUCGCCUCAGAAGUUCUACACGCCAACGACACCCAACUUCCAAUUCAACGAUUUCAACUACAUCCCAAGCAAAGGGCAGGAUUUGGCAGUCACCACUCUGGAUAGCUUCAGGACGGCCACGCAGAAGCCAGCCAUCGUUUCUUCGCACCCAAAUAAUCCGGGGCCAGUGCUCUUCCCGGAAAACAGGGACGAAGAGUCUAGCACGCCGAAACCAGAAGAGGCAGCCGUGAAUUCGUUGCAGUCGGAUUUCCUCACCAAGUACUUCACGUCGAAGUUAGAGGGCAGUGACUUUGGUGCUAGGUCGGAACUUAACUACUACAGGCGAUAGUCCCGAGUCAGGUGAAACGUGAUGAUAGGUGGAUUUUAAUUCAUGUCCGAGAUACCAGAUACCAAGUUAUUUUACAGUAAUUUCAUCGAUGACCAAAGUCGAAAAAUUCUUAUGCGGCUGUAUGCCGCACAAGAAUUCUUGAUUGCAAAAUUUGUUAGUUUGAGGAUGGAGCAGAAAAUUCAAAUCCUUUUUUGGUACAUUACUAUUAUCAUUAAGGUCGCAGACAUAUUUCACCAUGUUUCGACAUUUUCAGUAAGCUGUCACGAUAAAGAAAGCUAUCGUUAGUUGAAGAAAAUGGAUGGUGUCAUAGCCGCAAACCAAAGCUAACGUUAAUGUGCCGUAUACGCUAUCGUGCCAAAAACUACCCGUUCGAAACCAGUAUAAAUUCAUUUGUCGAUAUGGACUGGGUAGACAACGUUUGGUAUAGAGGCUGGAACGGAUAAAAAUAGGUCUCAGUGAUUUAAUGGUGGUAUCCGGUCAUGCGAUAAAAUUUCCCUUAAUUUGGUUUCUGAGCAGAUUUUUCACUGCUGAAACAAAUUCUCACCCAAAUUGAUUGAAGGAAUCACUAAUGUGCAAAAAAUACAGAGGAAGGGGAGGGGGCAGAAAUGAAAAAUAUUGGCCGUGAGAUAAACUAUCGUACACCUGUCUAAUUGUGUAACGCCUAAGAUAAGUGCCAUUUAUUCAUUGAUUUUUAUGAAUGAAUGACACACAUUUUUCUACGUUGAGCUUUUAAUUUUUAUUUUCACCUGACAAUGACGUUACAUUUGAUAAAAAAAGGGGGAAACCCACCGUACUGGGGUAUCUUCAAUCGAAAUCAAUUGAAUGAGAAUUGAACUUGCUCAACAAUCUGUUCUAGGAGGUUCAUACGUUAUCUUUUAACAGUAUGGAACACCAAUUGAAACUUUAUGAUUUCAUAUUUCAAAAAAAAAAAAAAAACCGGCUACGGCUUUCAAUUUGAAUUUUUCAAAAUUUAGGGGAUCCACGGUAUAUUUUUGCACUUUAGCAAAACCUUCAAGUAAAUCAUGUCAAUUGAAAUAACUGAGUGAAUUCAAUUAUAGAUUUUUGACAAAAUGUUGUACAAACAACUUUUACCAAUCCAUUUUUAAUCACGGACCAUUUGGUCUAUGCAUUUUUGAACGGGAAAAAUAAGUCACCCGUAUCAUCAGUUGUUUGGCCUAAUGAGUGUUGCCUCGCGUCAAAUGUCUAUUUUAUCCGGAUUUAUUUAUUUUCGCCUUGUAACUGCACUUUGUCUUAAUCGUAAAAUUCAUAGAAAGGAAACUGAGAAACUUUAAACCGUUUAACAUAUCUAUUAUUGACUUUAAAGCCCAA
Messenger RNA from Bemisia tabaci, 1996 nucleotides. The record is from RefSeq and is a predicted model, not a curated record. Lineage: Eukaryota; Metazoa; Arthropoda; Insecta; Hemiptera; Aleyrodidae.